AUGUCCGGAGCAGCGAUUGGCUCUCCUCUGCUGGGGGGCUUUCUCGCCCCGGACACGGGACUCCCUGGAAGUGGACUGGCCGGAGAGAGGGGGGCCGGCUUGCUUGCGUCGCUCCGGGCCCCCGCACGAGACCCCGGCGUGAGGCGGCCUUUCAGGGCCCGGUGGGCUGGAGAGCCGCCGACGCGGCGCCGGAGGAGGAGGAGGAGGCAGUGA
Messenger RNA from Pipistrellus nathusii (Nathusius's pipistrelle), 213 nucleotides. The record is from the annotation of a GenBank genome assembly. NCBI's taxonomy places the organism in Eukaryota, Metazoa, Chordata, Mammalia, Chiroptera, Vespertilionidae.